AUGAGUAUUAAAUUUGGCUGGCUUGAUGGAGACGUUACUGCCGCCUCAGGCAGGCUCAACGCUGCGAUUGUCGAGUAUUCCCAUAAUGGUGCUGGUAAUGUCUCUGCUACAGGUGUGGAGUUGUUCGUGGGGCGUUGGUCUAGAGGUUUCAUCCUCAUGUCGGUGGGGGAAUUCGAGAUUGUUGAAGGCGCGACAUUUGAGGCUGAGACAGCAAUCCCCUCCCGUGAACCUGUACAGCUCAAGUCAAAACUUGAAAGGCCGCAGGCUGGCCCUGUAGGACUUGAUAGGAUUGAAAGGGACUUGUGA
Molecule: messenger RNA, 306 nt
Organism: Aspergillus pseudoviridinutans
Lineage: Eukaryota; Fungi; Ascomycota; Eurotiomycetes; Eurotiales; Aspergillaceae
Exons: 2
Coding region: 1-306 (101 amino acids)
Source: RefSeq, a predicted model, not a curated record